AUGGCUUCUAAACUUAUUCUUCGAAACAAGUGCCUCGUGUUAGGCAAUGCAUCUGUAGGAAAAACAGCUUUAGUGCAGACGUUUCAUAGCGAUGGAAGUCAGUUUCCAAAAACCUAUAGCAUGACUAUCCAUGUGGAUGUAUGCAUCAAACCCGUGAAUAUUCCCGAUACCAACGUUACUGUCGAGCUUUUUAUUUACGAUCUGGCAGGACAUGACGUGUUUCAAGAAUACCUUUCAAAAUAUUGCAGACAGGCUAGUUCGUAUAUGCUCGUGUAUGACACCACCAACUCGGAAUCAUUCAAGGCUUUGCCAAAAUGGAGCCAGUUUAUCAAGUCAAUCAAGGAUCUUCGUGGAAGCAAUGGAAUUCUUGUUGCAACCAAGACAGAUCAGUCCUUACGUAGACAAGUAACUCAGCAGGAAGGAGAAGAGUACGCAAAACAGCAUAAUUUGGUUUACUUUGAAUGUGCUGCGGCAACAAACACAGAGGUUGAAGCUCCAUUCUAUUACAUGGCCAAUGCAUUUCAUGGAAGGUUUGAGGAACAACUGCACCUUACUUCAAAAAUAGUGGCGGAUUUACAUUAA
Batrachochytrium dendrobatidis JAM81 is the source of this 582-nucleotide messenger RNA. RefSeq lists its product as uncharacterized. The transcript is spliced from 6 exons. Gene Ontology annotation, biological process: vesicle-mediated transport. NCBI's taxonomy places the organism in Eukaryota, Fungi, Chytridiomycota, Chytridiomycetes, Rhizophydiales. The coding region runs from base 1 to 582 and encodes 193 amino acids. Gene Ontology annotation, molecular function: GTPase activity; GTP binding. The record is from RefSeq and is a predicted model, not a curated record.